This is a messenger RNA of Alternaria arborescens, 1278 nucleotides long. RefSeq lists its product as hypothetical. The record is from RefSeq and is a predicted model, not a curated record. Lineage: Eukaryota; Fungi; Ascomycota; Dothideomycetes; Pleosporales; Pleosporaceae. The transcript has 2 exons. Bases 1 to 1278 code for a protein of 425 amino acids. Gene Ontology annotation, molecular function: protein dimerization activity.
AUGCCUCGCCCUAACCUCCCUCCAACUCCCCAGCCGUCGACUGAUAUCACCGGCAAGAGCAGCGCCAAUGCCCCUCAAUUGGAGACGAGCUUCACCUUGCCACCUGCAGCUUUGGGUGGUAGGGGAAGUGUAGCUAGCUCUUCUGGUCCGUCUGAAAAUGCCUCAGAUUCGUCGUACCGGCCACCAUCCCCGUCGUCUCCAGUCGCGACUUCCAAGCCCAGUCAUGCGCGCAAACGCUCCCAGCAAAGCAUCAUCACCAAGGACGACUAUUCUCUGCCUCCUCCGCCCACUCGAUCACGUAAAAUUAUCCAGAUGAAGCCCAAGGAUACUCAAGAGUCGACCAAGACCCCGUCCCAAACACAGACUGCAAAUGCAAAGACCACGACCGCUGCCGCUAAUGGAACCAAAAGGAAGCAGGCAGGCAACACCACUGCUGCGGGACGCAAGAUUGCAAGGAAGACGGCGCAUAGCCUUAUCGAGCGAAGGCGGAGGUCCAAGAUGAACGAGGAGUUUGGGGUUCUCAAAGACAUGAUUCCGGCAUGCAGAGGGCAAGAGAUGCAUAAGCUCGCCAUAUUGCAGGCAUCUAUCGAGUACAUGCGCUACCUCGAACAAUGCGUCUCCAACCUCAAAACCGCCAACUCACGACGCGACUCUCCCUCGUCUGCCACAUCCGAGCUCCCGCCGCCCCCAGCCCAGCGCCUGCGCUGCGACGACGACGAUGAAGUCUCAGACCAAGACGAAGAAAUGGAAGACGCCGUAUCACCCACCUACGUCGAGCCCCCACCCACCAAGUCACGAUACACAUUCGCCCAAGCCUCACCCGCCAUUCACCCCUCCGACAGAAGCGCAUUCACUCACUCCACCACCACAUCUCCAGCCAUCCUGCCCCACGAUCGCACCAACGGGAACGGGCAGUACUCGGCGAACCCCUCCCCCGCGUUACGUCCGUCAGACCCACACCACUACUCGCUUGGACCAUGUUCCACAGUAACGAGUCCUUCGAUCCACCCGAGUCCUGCUUUCAGCGCCCACACCCCAUCUGCAACACACUUCAGCAACCCGUUCCAUAACCACAAUGGGCCUCCUAGUACGGGUCCGAUUGCCGCGCCGGGGUCGGCGCAUGGGUCGCUGCAUUUUUCCCUCACGAGCCCCGCGUUGAAACCGCAGGCUGAUCGCGAGGAUCAGGAGGCUACAGAGGCGCUGAUGAUGUUGAAUACGGAUCGGAGGAGUUGGAGUGGGGCGAGGGGGAUGAGUGUUAAGGAUCUUCUUAGUGGGUAG